This is a messenger RNA of Spodoptera litura, 530 nucleotides long. The record is from RefSeq and is a predicted model, not a curated record. NCBI's taxonomy places the organism in Eukaryota, Metazoa, Arthropoda, Insecta, Lepidoptera, Noctuidae.
UAAUAUAUAUAUUUGGAUGAUCAUGGUAUCGUGCCAGUAACUGAUUAUCUUAGUAUUGAGCCAUAUGUGAUCGCAGUGAACUCGAAAUUAGCAUAAUCUAAUUAAUUCAUUUAUAAUGUCUCGUUUAUUAUUGUGUGUGUUUGCUCUUCUAGUCGUCGUUUGUAUUGAUGCAGUCCCUGCACCAAAUCCAGCACCAAACCCCGACCCAGCGCCAGUGCCUUCACCUCAAUUUGGAGGUUACGGGAGGGGAUUUGGCAGACCUUAUGGAGGUUUUGGAGGAUCAGGCUUCGGAGGGCGACGGCGUUUCUCUGGAGGGUCUAUAAGUUACUCCAGAAGCGGUACUAUCAGUUUUGGACGUGGUGGAUCAGCGGCACAAUCAAGUGCUGGUUCUAUAGGAUUUGGGAAAUAAAGCAAACUAUGGAUGAGACUUUUUAUUUUAUACCUCUAGUUAUAGUUAUGUAGUAGUUAUGCUAAUAUUUUUAUACCUCUAGUUUUAUGACUUACUUUUAUUUAAAACAAAAAUUAUUAAG